Molecule: messenger RNA, 1351 nt
Organism: Diceros bicornis minor
Lineage: Eukaryota; Metazoa; Chordata; Mammalia; Perissodactyla; Rhinocerotidae
Product: CD177 antigen-like
Biological process (GO): cell-cell junction maintenance; positive regulation of neutrophil degranulation; regulation of integrin-mediated signaling pathway
Cellular component (GO): plasma membrane; plasma membrane raft
Source: RefSeq, a predicted model, not a curated record
GAGAGUUCCAGCUGCCCUCAUCAUGAGCCCUGCCCUCCUACUGAUCCUCCAGGGCAUCACCCUCGUACUGCCAGGAGUGCAGGCCCUGACCUGUCAGUCAGGGAGAGGUCAGGCUGUGAAGGAUGUAUCGGACAUGCCGCUCCAUUGGACAGUGACUAACCAGCAAACCUGUGAGGACGGCUGGGGUUGCCAGGACACAAUGAUACUCACUGUGAAUGGACCCCAAGUGUAUCUGGUGAUCAGCAAGGGCUGCACCCCGGAGGCAGAUCAGGAGGCCCGCGUCACCCAGCACAGUGCAGGCCCGGGCGUCUCCAUCGUCUCCUACACCCAUGUGUGCCGGGACAGGGACUUAUGCAAUGAUGUCUCCAACACAGUCCCUCUCUGGGACUCCCCUCCUCCAACAGCCCUAGGGUCCCUGCGGUGCCCAGUCUGCUUGUCCACAGAAGGCUGUCAGUCUGCAGCAGAGCUGCCCUGCCCUGAGGGGAGCACGCAUUGCUACAAUGGGAUUCUCCUUAUCAGGGGAGAGGACGUCUCCACCAACCUGAGAGUCCAGGGGUGCACAUCCCAAGCAGGUUGCAACCUGCUUAAUAACGCUGAAAAUAUUGGGGCUCUGACUGUGAGCGAGAACUGCGAUCUUAAAGACCCUGGUAAUUCCUUCUCCCCAGCUCCUCUGACCUGUCAACGGGGGGUCAUGUUGAGGACACAGCAAAACGCGGCUCAGACCCCCACCGAAUGGACCGGGAUUGGUUACCAGACGUGUGAUGUCGCGGAGAUCUGUCAGGAGACGCUUCUGCUCAUAGACGUAGGACCCAGAUCACUCAUAGUGGGGAGCAAAGGCUGCAGUGAGUACAGGACACCGGAUUCCGGAACUGUCACCGUCUACUCGCAGCCCCCCGGAAUGCUCGUCGCCUCCUAUGCCCGGUUCUGCUCCUCCGAUGGGUGCAACAGAGCUGACAGCAGCAGUGUCCUGUUGGACGCCCUGCCUCGUCCAGGUGGACUCCAGCGUGCUCGGUGGGACCAGGGACAUGGACAGAUGGGGUCUCAGAGACAAGAGCCUCUGGGGCUCAAGGAGGGUGGCUGCAGCGAGGAGCAGAGCUACCCCCAACCUUCUCUCUGCUCCCCAGCUCCCUCUGUCCCAGGAGACCUGCAGUGUCCUGUCUGUGUGAAUUUGUUUGGAUCCUGCUCACAAAACUCUGAAGUUGUGACCUGCCCUAAGGGCACCACUCGUUGUUACCAAGGCUCCCUUAAUCUCAGGGGAGCCUCGGUGGCAGCAGAGCCUUCAGGGUGCUGCAGACAGAGGUAUCCGGGCAUCAACAUCACCUGGGAGGUGAAGGUGCCCUUCCACCAAUGA